CGCAGUGGGGCUUCCGCCCGCCAUUUUUGAGUCAUGGCGGCGCCUCUGGGAGGAAUGUUCUCCGGCCAGCCGCCCGGGCCCCCGCCGCCUCCGCAGGUCCUCCCGGGCCAGCCCUCGCUUCUUCAAGCGGCGCCCGGGGCUCCGAGGCCUCCGAACAGCACGUUGGUGGACGAACUGGAGUCCUCGUUUGAGGCUUGCUUUGCCUCUCUUGUAAGUCAGGAUUAUGUCAAUGGCACUGAUCAGGAAGAAAUUCGUACUGGUGUUGAUCAGUGUAUCCAGAAGUUUUUGGACAUUGCAAGACAGACUGAAUGUUUUUUCCUGCAAAAAAGGUUGCAGUUGUCUGUCCAGAAACCAGAGCAAGUUAUUAAAGAGGAUGUUUUAGAACUAAGGAGUGAAUUGCAGCGGAAAGAUGCACUGGUUCAGAAGCACUUGACAAAGCUGAGGCAUUGGCAGCAGGUGCUGGAGGACAUCAAUGUGCAACACAAAAAACCAACCGAAAUCCCCCAGGGCUCCCUGGCCUACCUCGAGCAGGCAUCUGCCAAUAUCCCUGCACCUCUGAAGCAGCCUUAAGAGCAGUCUGGCAAAUGAGACAGCCCUGUCUUGUCAGCUGCACAUGGCAUUUUGGAAAAGCUCUCCUGGAGAUUGAGUUGAUGUCAGUUUUAUGUUCCUACUGGUUUAUGACUUCUUUAUGUUUGAGAUAGGACUUUAUUGUGUGGCCCAUGUUGACCCUGAACUCAUGAUUCCCUGCCCCAACUUUAGUGCCUAUUUCUUGAGUAUUCUAUAAGAUGCCUAUAGCUUAAUAAGCUAAGGAAGCUUUUUGUCCUUAGCAAAGAUCAGACUGUUAAGAGUAUCAGUGACACAAUUUCUUCUCUGGGUUGUUUUUUUGGUUUUUUUUAUUUUAUUUUAUUUUAUGUGAAUUCGUGUCUUUUUUUUCAAUUGUUUGAUUAGUUUGGUAUCACCCGAAGGAACAAAUUUUGAUAGUUUGAGAAGCCAGGGGCUAUGGAGCUUGGUUGUCAGACUUAAUAACCAUCCACAGUAGUGUAGACAAAUUUGUUACCUUUCAAGACUGAACUACCUCAAUAAGAGGACUCUGAUACAGUGUCUCAAGUCUAGUAGAGUCAGCCAGCAUAUUUUACAGGUGGCUUACUAUAGGGUUGAAAUACACUAAAUAUUAGCACAGUAGGUAGUGUUGCAGGAGGAGCCUUACCUUGAUGCUGGCUUUUAUUUGGGGUGUGAUUUAUGGAAUAUUUAUUUACUAUUAUGAGGGUGCAUGUAUCAGGAGCAUGGCCUGCCUAAUGCUGUUGUCAGGCUGUGCAGAGGUAGGGCAACUUAAGGAACAGGAUCACAGUUGGCACCUGAGGCAUGAUGGGCUAAAACUUGCUUGUUUCUAUGAGUUUGAUUUGCUUGUGUAUCAACAUUUAAAAUUCUCUCUAUGGAUUGUGAUCUGUAAGUGUCCCUGUAUAACAUGCUCUAUGGUAUGCUUUUGAAAAUUAUGCAUUGUUCUUGAACAUGCAAGGUCUUAUUUAUUUUUGUAUAUGAUAAUUCUCGUUCAUUGUCUUUGUGUACUUGGUUGUAAUGCUGUUUGCCACGUGAACCAUGAGUAACCAGCCCAAGGCCAAAAAUUUCCCUUAAUUAGAAUGGAUAGGUUAAAGAGAGCUUCAAAAAGUUGUUUGGGCUGGGUGGAUGUGGUGGCACACUUGUAAUUCUAGUACUUGGGAGUUGGAGGCAGGAGGGUCAGAGUUCAAGGUCAGCCUCAGCUAAAUAGCAACUUUGAGGCUAGACUAGGCUAACGGGUCCUGUCUCAAAAACCAAACAAAAAUAAAACACCUGUUUUAUGAAGCUCUUACUGGCAGCUUUAGAUUUUGUGGCUAAAAACCUAAAUAAACUGAUAUGUUUUGGUCAGUAUUUCAAUAAUAAACGUGACAAAAAUACUAAAAA
Nannospalax galili (Upper Galilee mountains blind mole rat) is the source of this 1938-nucleotide messenger RNA. RefSeq names its product mediator complex subunit 28 (gene Med28). The record is from RefSeq and is a predicted model, not a curated record. Gene Ontology annotation, cellular component: mediator complex. NCBI's taxonomy places the organism in Eukaryota, Metazoa, Chordata, Mammalia, Rodentia, Spalacidae. The transcript has 4 exons. The coding region runs from base 34 to 570 and encodes 178 amino acids.